Messenger RNA from Leptidea sinapis, 2608 nucleotides. RefSeq names its product lipase 1-like. Gene Ontology annotation, molecular function: hydrolase activity, acting on ester bonds. The record is from RefSeq and is a predicted model, not a curated record. The transcript has a single exon. NCBI's taxonomy places the organism in Eukaryota, Metazoa, Arthropoda, Insecta, Lepidoptera, Pieridae. Gene Ontology annotation, biological process: lipid metabolic process. Bases 1 to 1257 code for a protein of 418 amino acids.
AUGGCGUCUAAAGGAAGUGUCACAUUCAACAUUCUCGCUGCCACUGCAGCUCUUGUAGUAGCCAAUGUGAUUCGUAUGAGAGUGUUGCCCAUCGAUUUUAAAUCAAAAAAUGUUUUGGAAUAUCCAAACGAGUCGCUCUAUAAUUUUACGGAAUUAGCAAACAGAUAUGGAUACCAUUCAGAGGAGCAUACAGUUGUGACAGAGGACGGAUACAUCUUGAACGUAUUUAGGAUUAACAGCGGGGAUUGUGACGGCAGAAUGAAAGGGCCUCCUGUGGUUCUUAUGCACGGAUUACUACUGAGUUCUGAUGCUUGGUUAGACGCUGGUCCCGAGGCAGGCCUGGCAUAUCUAUUGGCUGAUUCCUGCUACGAUUUAUGGGUUGGAAACCAACGGGGCAACUAUUACGCCAGAAGACACCUGACUCUUAACCCUGAUAAAGAUCCAUCUUUUUGGGAUUUCUCCAUCGAUGAAAUUGGAUUCUACGAUAUUCCAGCGACUAUUGAUUACGUGUUAAGAAAUACAGGAUUUGGUAAAUUAAACUAUAUUGGAUACUCUCAAGGUGCCGGCACAUUUUUUGUAAUGUGUUCCGAACGUCCAGGAUAUUGCAACAAAGUGAAUGUAGUAAUUGGAUUAGCACCGGCGGCCAGACAAACUCACACCAAAUCAAUGGCUUACAGAUUAUUAGCUACAAGUAUAUCAGCUUUAGAGGAUCCCUUAUCACAAAGUGGUUUUAGGGAAAUAUUUUUCAAAACAUCACCUCUGCAAGAGAUAGCAAAAUUCAUCUGCCAAGUGAGAUUUCUUUCUGAACCACUGUGCGGUAAUUUCAUUUCUGGGUUUUUUGACUCCUACCAUCCGGGAUCGAUCACCAACCGGACUCUGGGUAUGAUGUUUAGCCAUUUUCCUGCAGGAACUUCGCUUCACACCAUGGCCAGAUAUGGACAGAGCAUGCAGACGGAUCAAUUCCAAAAAUUUGACUAUGGUGCAGCGAGGAAUAUGAAAAAAUAUGGUUGUAAGGAACCACCGAAAUAUAAUUUAAGUUCUGUUACCCCACCUAUGGUUAUCUUAUAUGGUCGAAAUGAUCAUUUGGUGGAUACUAAGGAUGUAUACUGGUUGGUAGAUGAAUUGCCAAAUGUGCUAGAGGUAGAAGAAGUGGCUGAUCCACUGUGGAACCAUUUUGAUGUAGCGUACAGUCAAUAUGUAAAUCAAAGGAUAUUCCCAACAGUUUAUAAGUAUUUGGAGCACUUUAGCACAACUUGAAGACCAAGCAGGCUGAAUGUUUUCACAGAAAGUAUAUUCUAGAGAAGCAAGCUAGAAGCAAGCAAAUGUGUACCAUUGGGAUCUGAAGACUCACAAGCAUAUUUUGAAUAGCAGUGAAUGAGACACAUUGUGUAAAGAUUUACUAACUUCUACAGAUGAUGUCAGUUUUAUAGUUGGAUACGUAUUUGGUGCUUUGGAAUAGAAUCAUUUAUAUUCAUUCAAAAUACCGGAACAGGAUAUCCGAAUAAGUCUAUUUUCAAUUAAGUUUAACGUUCUUAGAAUGAUGGCAAACGUGUUGUAUUUUAUUGUCAAAUGGGCCUUGAAUAGUUUAUAUGGACGCAAUAAUGUUCACAAAAUGCAUAGAAUAAAAUCAGGUAUUCAAUUAAAUAAUGAUAUUGCUAUAAAUUAAUUAUCUACGCGUCUCAAUUGAGCUACUGGAAGCUAAUAAGAGUUAGCAAAAUUCCGUCAGCGAAACAGCCUAACUAUGAGAAACUUUUACCUAGUCUGUGCUAGAAGUUUCUAGAAAGGCUAAGGAGCAUCUUUAGCGGAGAUACAGCAAAGUAAAGGCAAGCAAAUCCAUUGUUACUGUAACAGAUUUUGAUUAACAGAUCGUAAACAGUCAGCCACGCUUGGAAUUAGCUUUAGUAUUUUGAACAUGAAAAUAGCUAAGGCUCACAUUGAAAAUUCAUAAUUGGUCACACAUUGGUGCUGUCAGGUCUCUGCCUCCACGAAAUGAUAGUUCUUACUACACGUUUAUAUUUAGUAUUAUCAAUAUUGUUGUUAUGUUAUAAAUAAAUGCUUAAAUCAUCCUUAUUUGAAGAGUAUUGUUAAAGAAAUGAAGUAUUGGUUUCGUUUGGCUACUCGUUAAGCAACACAAAAAUUCAAAUAAAUAUUUUAAUUCAAAAUAGGAUAGUGUUUGGAGUCAUAGUCUGAGAAUGUUAUUACAUGUUAAUAUGUUAUACUUAAUGAUUUUCGCUUUAAAAACAAUUUUCUAGAAUGAUAUAUGUUCUCGAAAGUUAUAUGUAACUUGGUAGUCUUUGAAUAAAACUGGAUUACCUUAUUGCGUCAUUUUCCCUCUUCCUUACUGCAAAACAACUAUAUUAUAAUAAAAACAAAAAUCAUUGUUACUUACAAAAUUUAAACACUAUUUAAAUUCGUGCUAAUAACGUUUUUUUUAACGUUCACGUUGAAUUUAGAUAUUGAUAAUAAAAGGCAUAAAAAGGCAUUUAUUUUCUCAAAAUUGAUUCCUUUGAAUUCUUUUUGAAUUCUUUUAAUUGUAGUAAAAUCAAACUAUUCAGUAUUUUGUGUAUUAGCUAUAAUUUAUAAAUAUACUUAAAGGCUAGAUGAUGAU